GCAGCUCGAGGAAGUCUCGGUGGGGGCGACCCGGGCGGGAGACCUCCCGGCGGCUCUCCUCCGCCCGUGCUCGGCGCCCAAAGCCGGCAGGGAGGGCUCGGGUGCGCCACGAGGACUCCGGGGCCCCGCCAUGAUGGAGGCGUUCAGCUCGCGCAACCUGGCCCUGCAGGCGGAGAAGAAGAUCCUGAGCCGCAUGGCCAGCAAGUCCACCAUCACCAUGGUCAUCGACGAGACCAGUGGCGCCGUCCUGGACGAGCUCUACCGCAUCUCCAAGGAGCACACGCGGAGCCGGGCCGAGUCCCAGAAGGUCAUCAAGGACCUGGUCAAGGUGGCGGUCAAGGUCUCCGUCCUGUACCGCAACCAGCGCUUCAGUGAGGCCGAGCUGGCCCUGGCCGAGGAGUUCCGGCGCAAGCUGCGCCAGGGCGCCAUGACGGCUGUCAGCUUCCACGAGGUGGCCUUCACCUUUGAGCAGGCUGUGCUGGCGCGGCUGCUGAGUGAGUGCCGCGACCUGCUGCUGCGGCUGGUGGAGAAGCACCUGACGGCCAAGUCCCACGGGCGCAUCCGGCACGUCUUCGACCACUUCGCCGACCCUGAGCUCCUCGCCCGGCUGUACAGCCCGGGGAGCCCCUUCGAGCCCCACCUGGAGAGGGUCUGCCAGGGGCUGAGCCAGCUCAUCGACCAGGGGAAGCUGUGAGGGAUCCGGGGCAGGCCUGGGGG
This is a messenger RNA of Candoia aspera, 717 nucleotides long. RefSeq names its product TNF alpha induced protein 8 like 2 (gene TNFAIP8L2). Gene Ontology annotation, cellular component: cytoplasm. Bases 131 to 694 code for a protein of 187 amino acids. Lineage: Eukaryota; Metazoa; Chordata; Lepidosauria; Squamata; Candoiidae. Gene Ontology annotation, biological process: negative regulation of T cell activation; negative regulation of inflammatory response; regulation of apoptotic process. The transcript has 2 exons. The record is from RefSeq and is a predicted model, not a curated record.